This is a messenger RNA of Panicum virgatum (switchgrass), 393 nucleotides long. RefSeq names its product hydroxyproline O-arabinosyltransferase PLENTY-like. The coding region runs from base 1 to 393 and encodes 130 amino acids. Gene Ontology annotation, molecular function: glycosyltransferase activity. The record is from RefSeq and is a predicted model, not a curated record. NCBI's taxonomy places the organism in Eukaryota, Viridiplantae, Streptophyta, Magnoliopsida, Poales, Poaceae. The transcript has a single exon.
AUGAGCGGGAGGAAGAAUGCCGGCAGGACCUCCCCCUGGCAGCUCAUCCUCAUCUCCGCGGGGUGCUUCUUCGCGACCUACAACUUCCUGACGAUGCACGGCCGGGGCCGGGAUGGGCCGUGCAAGCUCCUCGACGGCGGGGGCUCGUACGGGUCGCGCUCCGGCUCCGACCCGGUGAAGCGGUUCCACGUCGCGCUGACGGCGAUGGACACGCUCUACAGCCAGUGGAAGUCCAGGAUCAUGCACUACUGGUACAAGGAGAUGAGCGACCGCCCCGGCUCUGACAUGGGCGGCUUCACCCGGAUCCUUCACUCGGGGAAGCCUGAUGGGUUGAUGGAUGAGAUACCCACCAUGGUGGUGGGCCCUCUUCCUGAAGGCAAGGAUCUGGAGUAG